Penicillium hordei is the source of this 2499-nucleotide messenger RNA. RefSeq lists its product as uncharacterized. The record is from RefSeq and is a predicted model, not a curated record. The transcript is spliced from 4 exons. Gene Ontology annotation, cellular component: cytoplasm; nucleus. Bases 1 to 2499 code for a protein of 832 amino acids. Gene Ontology annotation, molecular function: protein binding. NCBI's taxonomy places the organism in Eukaryota, Fungi, Ascomycota, Eurotiomycetes, Eurotiales, Aspergillaceae.
AUGACAGACCCUUUAAGUGUUGCGGCUAGCAUUACUGCUCUUCUUGGCUUGACUACGUCGUUGGUGAAAUACAUCAAUGAUACAUUAAAUGCAUCGGACGAUAAAAAAAAGUUAUCAGCCGAGAUACGCGAUACCACCGUUGUCCUUGCAACGCUGCAAGAGCUAGUUCAACCUCAUACCCAAGAAGAUCUGCUACCCGCGGCUGGGAGCCUUGAAGGUCUCGCCAGAAUCAUGGCUGGCCUUGAAAAGACGCUAGUGCCUCUGAAGGCAAGGUUGAAUAGUGAUGGGAGGUCGAAACUGAAAGGGGGUUUAGCUUGGCCCUUUCACGAAAAGGAAGUGCGCGAGACCCUUGCGGCAGUUGAGCGACAUAAGAUGUCGCUUAGCCUUACAUUACAAGAUAUUCAAUUGAGGAUGUCUCAAGCAAUCACGGAGAGAAUCAAGAGUUUGCAGAUCGGUAUUGAUCAUUUAGCUAUUGCAAAAACCGAAUUACAAUUCGAUGAAGCCUUGCAGUUGCUUUCCGCACCUGACCCGUCGACUAAUCAUAGAACGGCAUGUGAACUAUAUGAGCCGAAUACCUGCUCGUGGCUCGUAGACUCAGAACGCUUCAACCGCUGGCUCAACUCGCCUUCUAUUCUUCUACUAUCUGGAAUCCCCGGGUGCGGUAAAACUGUCCUCUGUUCUGCAGCAAUCGAACGCGUCAGGUCCCACGUGAUCGGAAAAUCGGGUGUUGGGCUUGCGUAUUUUUAUUUUGAUUUUCACGAGGAGCACAAGCAAAGCGUGGAAGGACUUCUACUUUCGAUCAUCGUUCAGUUGGUGUAUCAACAAGAGAAGCUGCCUGUUCAGUUCAGGUCGCUUUGUGACGAUUUCAAAGAGCACCGGGGCAGGUUGCGUGGAGAGAAAUUGUUGAAAGUUUUUCAUGCAACUACUGAAAAAUUUCGCCGAGUGUAUCUAAUCCUGGAUGCAUUAGACGAAUGUGGCGAACGGCAAGGGAUUAUGAACUUGAUUUCUAAUCUUGUUCGCUCUCACGCAGGAUAUAGUAUAUUGGCCACAAGUCGUGACACUACGGAGAUCAGUCGUUCCGCUUUAGGACAAGUUUCAAAGAAUGUGAUCUACAUGUCACUCGAUGAUGUGAAUAUGGACAUUCGGACCUAUGUGGUCAACUCUCUAUCGAGGGAUCCCAAGUUGCGAGAGCGGCCAAACCAUGUCAAAGCAGAAAUAGAGGCCGCAUUGACUUCGGGUUCUCAUGGAAUUGUGCGACCUCUCCGAUUAGCUGAAAUUGCAGAGACACUAAUUAUCAAGCCUGGUGUCAUAGCUCUGUCUGAGGAAGACAGGCUGUUUUCUGAAUUGGAUAUUCUUACUAUUUGCUCGAGUCUUAUUCGGAUAUCUAACGGUGAUGAAGUGCGGCUUGCACACUACUCUGUUAAAGAGUAUUUGAUGUCUAGUCAGCUCAAAUCAACGGCUUUAUCCUCCUUCCAUAUUGUGGAGCUACCGGCAAAUCAAUACCUGGCUCAUGCAUGCGUCACUUAUCUACUCCUGUUGAAUCAGCCUGAAUGUCUUUCGCUGAAAUCAUUUACGAAGCUCCCCCUUCUCAGCUACGCUGCGACACAUUGGCAAGACCACGCAAAUAUUGCUUUCCAGGCAGGCUACCGGGAAGAAUCAACUAAAAAUUUCCUUUGUGACAUCUUGCGGCUCAUGGACCAGAGUCAAGGCGCGGCUUAUCUUAACUGGCUCCGCGUCUACGAUCCGGAUGACUGGAAUCGGCGCGAUCUAUCAAAAAGAGAGCAAGAUGUCCCCAAGAGCCUCUAUUACGCGUCUCUCCUUGGUCUAUACAUUGUCACAGAAGCACUCAUAAACCGAGGAGUUGAUGUUAAUGCACGAGGUGGACUCUUUGGCAACGCGCUCCAGGCAGCCGCGUUCCAAAAUCACCACCAAAUUGUCUGUUUACUCUUACAGAACGGCGCUGAGAUUAAGCUCAAUGAGGGCCUUCAUUAUUCGGCCCUGAAUGCAGCCGCCGUGAACGGAGGUGAAGCUAGCUUCCGUAUUCUGCUGGAUUUAGGCUUCGCAGGAAGAUGCAAUGACUCUAAGAUUGUUGGCAGUAGCCUGGUUGCGGCGGCCGCCUCGGGGAACGUGGAAAUUGUGACGUUACUUUUAGACCAUGGCGCAGACGUCAAUUUCCGAGGAAAUGAUUCAGUGGCCCUCAACAGCAUCCUUGCUGACAGUUCAAUCGCUGCUGCCUCAUUUCAAGGCCACAAGGACGUUGUACAGCUAUUGAUAGCUCGGGGGGCGGAUGUCAAUGCGAAAGGGGGCCGCUACGGCAAUCCAUUGCAAACUGCAUCACGGGCAGGUUUUGAUUCCAUUGUGGAGCUUUUGAUAGAUUAUGGUGCUGAUGUUAACGCCCAAGGGGGAGUUUAUAAAACAGCGCUCCAAGCUGCCUCGGCCGGCGGCCAUCAAAGCACAGUCAGACUGCUCCUGGAGAGAGAAGCGAAUGACACGCGCUAA